Cladophialophora immunda is the source of this 1719-nucleotide messenger RNA. RefSeq lists its product as uncharacterized. NCBI's taxonomy places the organism in Eukaryota, Fungi, Ascomycota, Eurotiomycetes, Chaetothyriales, Herpotrichiellaceae. Gene Ontology annotation, cellular component: nucleus. Gene Ontology annotation, molecular function: transcription cis-regulatory region binding; DNA-binding transcription factor activity. Bases 1 to 1719 code for a protein of 572 amino acids. The transcript is spliced from 3 exons. The record is from RefSeq and is a predicted model, not a curated record. Gene Ontology annotation, biological process: positive regulation of transcription by RNA polymerase II.
AUGGCAUCAUUGGAUGGCGAUCGGGAAACCGUGGCAUGUCUCGACGGCAUUGACUGGUCGUUGUCGGUGCCAGACAGCAACAUGGGAUCUCAGGCACUAUUCACCGACGCCUCUGUCGGAGAAAACUUCAACUAUUCUUUCACCAAUGCCACCUACACCCCCCUGUUUGAAGGUGCUAAUGUAACGAACACCAAUACUACCUUCGCAGGGGAUAUUGGGCUCACUCAACCCCGAUUUACAAAGGUUGCUACCUACGGCCACCCUUCCGCAUCGUCCCUCUCCAACGGAUCACCAUAUGUGCCUUCCAAUGUCCGAUUCUUGUUAUCUCACUACAUGAACCACGUGAUUGCUUCUCUUUCCGGGUUGCCGCAUACCGAAGCUCCCUGGAAACGGAUUCACGUGCCGUAUGCCAUGACAGCGUACGGGGAGUUGGAUAUUAUGGGACAGUCGGGUUUCGCCAGAGUUUCCCUCCUGUACAGCCUCCUUUCCUUGACAUGCUACCACCUUGGAACCCUCUACAAGCCUACGGCAACCGGCAGCGGAACUGACACGCAGGUACUGCCGACUGACGACCAGGCAUCGAACUUGCAAUACUGGAACUCCCAGGGGCUCAAGUUCAGGGAGAUAGCCCGGACAGCCUUUCGAAAAUGUCUGCACGCAAUGUCAACCGAGCAACUGGAACACGUCAAAUACAAAGAGGUUUUCGUGAGUGCAAUGAACCUGAUUUGUACCGGGAUAGUGAGCGGAGAUCCUUGGGACUCCCGGCUUUUCAUCCUCCAAUGUGAAGAGAUCGUCAACAAGAUCGGCCGGAAGAAGGCGACGUUCUCGAAGCGAGCUCUGCAACUGCAUCGAAUAUUUGCUUACAUCAGGGUCAUCGAGAAAACCACGUUCGUCCAGACGCGGGAUCAAUAUCUCGUGACACUAGGCAAGAAGCCAAUGCUUGCCAACGAAGUAGAACUGGUGAAGAAGAUCCCGGAGGACAGCUUUCCCUAUUCGGCAACCCUGGCGUCAAACUACGAGACCUGGGCGGAUCUGGGGCUCAGUGGGCCCGAGGAAGAAUCCUUCAACGACUUUUACGGCAUGCCCGCUUCCAUCUUGAGGCUGAUUGCAAGGACGAACAAUAUGGUUGCCCAGGUCGACCCGCCGCAGCACCACGGCACGGCGCAUCCUCACAUGCCUGCAACCUUGGUCGAAGCCGCCGCCGCCUUGGAGCGAGAUAUCUGUCAUUGGGAGACACCAGAAAAACCGGCCGAGACCAACGACAACCCUUUCGAUUUGCUGAGCUGCAGCUCUGCCGACGGCCUCCCGGAUCCGUCGCAGACGAUGAAGUCGAAUAUCGCGACGGCAAUGCACCACGCGUUGAUGGUGUAUUUCUUCCGAUUUGUGCGGGGGACCAAUCCCAUUAUCCUGCAGCACUACGUCGAGAGUAUCCUCAGCAACCUCGAACUGCAUCACGAAAGCAAGCAAUGCUUCUUCCCAGGCGUGCGGCUCGGAGUCACCGUGUGGCCCAGCUUUAUCGCCGCGUGCGAAGCUCUGGGGGACAACCUGCGCCGCCGCGCCAUACUUUGCAUGAGGCACGCCGCUUGGGCAGGAUUCCAGAACGCAGAGGCCGCCGAGAUGGUGGCGAAAGAGGUGUGGCGGCGACGUGAUGCGGGAGAGUUGCACGUCUCGUGGAGCACUGUCCUCCGGGAGUCUCAGACGAUCCUGCUCCUGACCUGA